GUAUACACGGACGCCGGAAACCGAAUUCACUUUUGGACGCUGUGCUUUCCCCACUUUCUAGGAGCUUUUCUAGGUCUUUUCUGUCCAUUCUCCUGCUAGCCUUUGUCUGCCUGUGCUCCGUUGCCUAGCGGGUUUUAUUCUCCGCUUGUAUUCUUUAGAAGACAUCUGAAGGCAGCCCUGUAUCGGGAAGUUUUUAACGCUUGGUGUUUGACGAUGUUUAUAUAUAUAAGCCGCUCAGAGUGGCUGGGGAAACCCAGCCAGAUGGGCAGGGUAUAAAUAAUAAAAUUGUUGUUGUUAUGUUGAAACGCUUGGGCUGAAAUGCACUGAGCCGGUGCGGGGUCCUGGUGACCGUGUUAGAUCAGGACUUGGGAGGUCUCGGGCAUGUCCCCGUCUCUCUCGCAGGGGUUUUGUGAGGAUAAAGCAGCCCCCGUGGAGCAUGGAGAUUGCGUCCAGCGCUUUGAGCCCUUUGGAGGAAAGGCAAUGAGAGACAAAGUGAAAUGAAGUAAAACAGGCGUUGCAGCCAUCAAGAGCCAGGGGAGACGCGGGAGACACGGCUUCAACGCUCCCGCUCAGCCCUAGAAGUCAGAGGCUGCCCUUAGGCUAAUCGCUGCCUCUCGGCUUGUAGGGCUACCUCGCAGGGUGGUUGUGAGAAUAAAAUGUGGGAGGAGAGCCGUGAGCUUCCUGGGCGAAAGAGGGCGCAGAAAUCUAAUUACAGAUCAGUAACAAAAGCCCCCAUCCCGCGGCUUCUGUGGUCAGUUUACGCUUAGGGCCCGGGCGGGAGGUGGGGUACCAUUAAAAAAAAGCGUCCUCAGGAGCCCUGAAGCGCCAUUUCCUGGCUAAUCGAGCGCGACUCUUCAAUUUUCUUAUCUCUAGAACGACGUGGGGCCAAAAUGGCGGCGUUGGCGGCCGGUUCAGGCCUGAGAGGAGGGAGCGAUGGCAGCGGCUCCGGACCUUCUGUUUCCUCAUCCUCCUCGCUAUCCAUGGAGCAAAUCCGGGCGCUCACUGACCUGCCGGAGCUGGAGGCCGCCUACAGCCGCCUGUGCGGGGAGGAGGUGCGGCUUCGAUUAUAUUCUCUCCCUCCCCUCCCAGCCCCCGUCACUUCGGAUCUAGGCUGCCUCGGUAUCCCUUCGGACCUCGCUCCUGUCGAGGGUGCCCCCCCCGCGCUAAAUUAGAGGGCAUUAGUGUCGCCCCCGUGGACACUAAAUUAGAGGGCAUUAAAAGAGUAUUGGGCAAAUUCGUGGAGGAAGAGGAGGUUUGCAGUGGCUAUUAUCCAGGAUGGCUAUGUGUUGCUUCCAUGGUCAGAGGCAGCGAUGCUUCUGAAUACGUAGUGGCUUCUGGAAUUGCAAAGGGGAGAGUUGCUGUCGCACCCAUAUCCUGUUUGUGGGUUUCCCUUUGGGGCAUCUGGUUGGCCAUGGUGAGGAAAGGAUGCUGGACUCUGUGGGCUGCCUUUGGCCUGAGCCAUCAAACCCCUCUUAGGUUCUCCUUCCUUCAAGAUGGGAGACCAGCUUUCACCAACCUGUUGCCCACCAGAUGCGAUCAAAUGAUGUCGGGGCUGCAUAGUUGGCAAAGGGUGGGUUAAAUAGAUGCUCAUGACUCUCCCUCACAAAACUUAAAACAAGGUAGAAUGAUGAAAACCUAAAAUGUCAUAUCAUAGGGCCACAAAUAUUCCACAGGUAAAAUUCCUGGGUGCAUCUGAGCAAGUGUCUGUUUCGGUUUCUGGAUAGAUGUGGUAACAACCAUCAGUACUCUAGUCCCAAACCUUUUGUGGCCUGGGACACAUUUGGCAAUCUAAUAAAGUGUUGUGGGCACUGCAAAGACCCAAAAACUAGUGAUACACAUAAUAUCUCAUCCUAAGUAAACUACAGGGAAAACACUAUCAUAAGCAAGUCAAAGGGGAGGCAACCUCCCCCCAAACAAGCAAAAGAGGUAUCAGCAAACCUACCAAAACAAACAGCCAAAAGGUAUGCAACCUCAAACGCAGGCAAUCCAAACACCCCCACAAAGAAGGCAAAACAGUCCCACUAAGCCUGCUGCCACCACCACCCACUCAAAUACAGGCAAAACAUUCCAACCCACUCAACAUAAAAGCCAGUAAAAGUAACAUAUAUAUAAAAACAGCCAGGAACACACCAAUAUCACUUUAAAGGUAGUAGUAACAGGAUCCUGCCUUUUUCUUUCCUGAAAAGGCGGCAAGACAAAGAAAGGCAUGAGCCUCCAGCUCCCCCACCUUCCUUUCCAAAGAGGAAUUUCUCUGGGCCAAGAAAGGGAAGAGGGUACGGCACAUGAAUGCCUGCAGUUUGCUUGGCAGAACCACACAGUGUUAAGCAUGCAUGGGCAGGUGCAGUUGUCCUCAGAGUGCACCACAGGGAGUGGCCGUGGGCGUUAUGUUGGGGACCCCAAAUCCAGCAUAAUGUGGAUUGUGCCAUAUGAUUGGGUAGAAUCAGAGCUAGUGAUGUGCAACAAAUAUUGGUCAUGUGUGCAAAGGUCCUGAACCCAAGGAGACAAAAGAGCCUUGAUGGAUCAUUCCAGGGCAGUAUCUGCCUCUGGAAGCCCAGGAGGAGGAUAUGAUAGUGAUGAAUAUCCCAUUUAUCUAGUAAUGGACUCCAUUGUUGUUUGAGAGGAAGCAUACCCUCUUUCAUGGAAAGGAUAAACUGAUGCAGAAUAGAGCAUGUGAUGUACCCAACCCCUAUUAGCAACCUUUUGCUUGGAUCUCUGAUCUGAUGUCGCAUUGAGUUCUUAAGUCAUGCCGUUACCAUUGAUCUUGAAAGGGACAUGCUGCAAAUUGGGCAUUGAUUAUGCCUGCAGCAUUAUAUUUCUGUUUUUCAGAAAGCCGUGGAAGAAGAGUUGGAGAUGCUUCUGGAACAGCAGAGCUCCAUGGAGAGCAAGAUGGCUACCCUUCAUCGCAUGGGGUGAGUAGCAGUCGUAGUAUGGUAUGUGCAGUGCUGCAUCGUUGCCGGAACAAAUAGAGCCAGAUGAAGGUCAGGCCGAUUGUCAUUACCCUUGUGGAUGCUGUUUUUCCCAAAAUAGACAUCCUACUUUCCCUUGUUUCUUUGUUUUCAGUCCUAACCUGCAGCUCAUUGAAGGCGAUGCGAAGCAGCUAGCUGGAAUGAUCACUUUCACCUGCAAUCUGGCUGAGAAUGUCAGCAGCAAAGUCCGACAGCUCGACCUUGCCAAGGUAACUAGAUAAAGCCAUACUGAGCUUUGAGUCCAAUUGGGUUGUCAUGACAUGGCUGUGUGUGAUUGUCGACAUUUAAGGAGGAAUUUUUCUUUCCCUCCCCCAUCACUGGUCCUUUCAUACCUGUACAGUAAUAAUAAUAUUGUGGGAGUAUUGUUUUGGUUUUCUUUUUUUUAAAUGAUAUUUAUUAGAUUUUUUUUUAAAGUUACAAAAGAAAACAAAGUAAUAAAAGAACAAAGAAAGAACAAAGAAAAACACAAACCACAUCCAACAAUACAAAUUCAAAAAGAAAAAAAGAAACAAAAAUACACCGCAAACAUUUAAAAACAAAUCCAUUAUUCUCAAAUCCUCAACUGUCAUUACCUUCUUUCUUUGACCUCCUCCUCCUCCCUUUUUUUGUAUCCUAGUUGUUAAUUGUUGCAGCAAAUCCUUUCCAUAUUUCAUAAAAUUCUGUCAUUACAUUACCUUAAGCUAUUUUAAUCUUCUCUUACUAUAAACCUUGAAACUUAAAACUUAAAUCUUAUUUUUACCAACUUCUCAUAACCAUAAUAUUCUUACAUAAUUCUUUAAACAUUUUUACUAAAGCCAAGUAAUUUCAUUCCAACAUUUUCCUAACAUCCAUCAAUUUUAUAAAACAAUCCUAGUAGUAGAAAAAGAAAUAAAAACAAUCCAAUCUUCAUCCAGCGUCCCUUCCUCCUGGUCCCGGGUUUUGUCAGUCCUUAUUAUCCCAUCGAUUUAGUGCAUUAACCUGGUAACCUUAUAUCCGAGGCCCUUAAGUCUCUUCCAUGUCCCUUCCGCAGCUCUUCUUUAUAUUUGUAACUGUAUUUUCCCUUCUCUCCUGCUCGUUUCACUCGUGGGAACUCCAACUUAACAAUAUUUUUGACCCUUCUCAACAGAUCAGCCCCUUUUCCAUAAUCCACACUAAAUUCCAUGUGGUAUUUAAGAACAUAUUUCAAAAUCCCUCCAAAAUUAGGAGCCCCCGCAAUCCCAGACAUCUCACGGCCCAUUGCCAGACUUGAAAAGUCCAAACAUCCCUGCAUAGGGGGGUCUAUCCAGCCCCCCAUUUCCAAACCAAACCAAACUUUUUCUUUCCAAAUCUGGCUUUUUCCAAGUUCAUUUGUCAAAUCCAAAGCUCAUGUUCCUGUUGGGCCUGUUCUGUCAAGGCACACUCCUGAUUUAAUUCCUGGGUGGGCUCCACAUAUUUUCCCACUGCCUGUUCAAAAUUUCCCACUGCCUGUUCAAAAUUUCUAAUCGAAUCAGCCAUCAAAUUCGUCUUCUCAUGUAGCUGUUCCAGUAGGGCAUUUGUUUUAUAGAAAGCACACAACAGAGCUUCUGAAUACAUUGUCCUGCAAGGUCAGAUGUCUAUUCCCACGAUUGUAAUCUGUAACAGCUGCCAGCUCCCCGGAGUUGGUUACAGUUUCACAGUCUCCCUCUGGGGGAAAACUUCUAUUUGUUCUUUCUUUUAAAGACAAGUCUAGCAACAAAAGUUUCCUUUUUCAGAUAUUUUGUCAAUAUUUGUUCCUUUAAGAAGCGAAGGGGAACAAUGGAGUCAAAGUUUCUCUUCUUAUAGCUAUCUGUCAAAAACGUUGUCUCUGGUCAAUGAGCUUCAAACGUCAGUCCUGACACCCCGCUCCAGGAUCAGGGCGGUGGAAAGUUACUUUACUUUAAACUCACUUCUGCAGGUUUAAACAGUCCGAAAAAGAUCCCCCUUCUUCUCCUGCUUCCGAAGGGGGGUUCAACAAUUUUAAAAUGAUGAAAGUUAAUCUUUUAGAAGCUAUUUUCUGAGCUCUAGUUUACGUUGUCUUUGCUUUAUUCUGUCUACAAAGAAACGGAAGGCUGACUUCCUGUUUAGACCUUCCCGUUUCAGUGCCAAAUUGAAGUAAAUUUUUAAGUCCAAUUCCUUUCUGCUCGCAAGUCCUUAUUUAAAGUCCAAUUGUCCGAAAUUUAAGUACUCACGGGUGAUUAUUUUAGAAACCAAAUUGUCCCAGGAAAAAGGCAGCGCUCUCCGGCAACGGCUAUGCGGCUUCGCUCCACGGAAAAAGCAGUUGACUCUCAGCACCGCGCCACUUCCCCCUCUUCGCUUCGGAGCCCGUUAGUGGGUUCCUUUGCGGGUUGGGGGGGCGCUAAGGGUGCCCGCUGAGUCCCAUGGUCACAGGCUUCAUCCGCCUGUGAUUUUUAAAAGGGUUCCCGCUUCGCCGUAGCGGAAAAGACCCGUUUCGCGCGGAGCUAGUCCCUCCAGAUCAGAGGGAGUCCGCCAUUGCCGAUGGCGCCACCCCGGAAGUUAUUGUUUUGGUUUGUUAUCAUGGUAUGUAUUUUUGUGUUUUUAUAUUGUGAACCACCGCGUGAUCUUCAUAAGUAGGGCAGUAUAGAAAUUAAAUAAAAGAUAAGAAUACAAGGCUGUCCCAUUUUACUCAUCUGUUUUUGAGAUGUGGUCUUUAUUUGAGUUGUCAAGGGUUGCAGAAAUGUUUCAGACGCACUUGUUUCAAAUACGACUGUUCCCACACAUUCUCCAUUUACAUGGGCAUAUCCCUUCAUAUGCAUAAUCAAGAGACAUGUUGGGAUCUUUUAACCUGGAGUUAAAGUGGGCUAUGAUCACAGAAAGGGGAAAGAGCGAAGAGACAACAGGCCAAGGUCUAAGGUAUUCAAAUAUAUUAGUUACCACAGGGAUAGGCAAGGAAAGGGUGCAUUGUAGGCAUGCUGGGACAAAAAUGUCAUUGCUUGGCAUCUGAAAACUGUUAGGAAGGGAGCCCAUCUCAUCUCCCAGGGCAUGGAAUGCCUCACAUACAGUGCCAUGACAAUGGUUGUCCCCCACAUUCCCACCAGGCACCCUUUCGGUGCUGGGAGCAGAGCCUCCCCUGUAUAGAUGGGCAGGAUCCUUGUGGGAAGAGAUGGUCUGCCUCCAAGCUGUUUAGGACUUUAGAAGAAGUCAUUGGAAACCAUGACAUCUGAUAUAGCAAUAGCAAGCUGCAAAAAAGCUUGCCACAGUCAAAACUUCAGCUUAAGUUUCCAAAUGUUUUUCAAAGACAUCCUGAUGCAGCAUGUGCUGCUUUGGCCCAGCCUUGAUGAGACGAAUGUGUGUGAUCAUGGCCAGGCUAGUUGCAUCCUGGAGAACUCUUCCCUGCUGUGCUGGAUCUUGGGGGCCCUGCUUAUCGUAUCUUGAAUGCAUGCUCACAGAGCAGCAAUCUGGCUGGUGGGAUUGGCGCGGAGCACCCAUAGCUGGGAAAUCAUCAUAUGUAGCUUCCUCAGCUGUUGUGGUCUCCAUUAGCCUCUUCUGCUCCUGCCUUGCCAAUUUUGGAGGGGAAUUAAUUGGGGCCCUUCUUGGCAGAAUCGCCUCUAUCAAGCCAUCCAGAGAGCAGAUGACAUUCUGGACUUGAAGUUCUGCAUGGAUGGAGUCCAGACAGCCCUGAGGAAUGAAGAUUAUGAACAGGCUGCUGCGCAUAUUCAUCGCUACCUUUCUUUGGACAAAUCUGUCAUUGAGCUCAGCAGGCAGGGCCGGGAAGGUAUUCAUUAUGUUUAUUGGUUUAUUUAAUUGUAUCUAAUAUCCCACCCUACACUGUAAAAACAAUAUUUGGGGUGGAUUCCAAUAUAUUAACAAUAGCCAAAGAGGCACCUGAUUGUUGUGAAGUACAUUAAGUGUCAUUUGGUUUUACAGAAUACACCCAGAGUCAUCUUUCAAUUCUGUGUUUCUGUGAUGAUUUCUGUUGUUACUAGUAAAAAUGAACAAAAGCCAACUUCGUCACUACGAACAAAUGCUGCCUAAACUUCUACUACUUUCAUUCCACUUUUUUUAUUUCACAUAUUUAUAACACCCUAGCGGUUCACACAAGGGUCUCAGGGCAGGGCAUGACGCAUGUUUUAAAAACACAAUAAACAGUAUAUAAAUACAGAACCAUCAUAAAUCCUAAUUAAAAGUAAGAUUAAAUGUCAACAGGGAUGAAAUAAAAAGAUAACCAGCAGAAGCAAAUCACGGUGCCCUUCCAAGGUCUGAACAAAAAGGAGCAUUUUUUAAAGUGAUAAUAUUGAUGUGUGACCCACCUCUGAGGGGAGGUCCUUCCUUAAGUAUGGAGCCAUUUCAGAGAAAUGAUAUUGAGACUCUCCUUUCUUGGCAGGCAACAUAAUUGAGGCCAACUUGAAGCUUCUGCAGGAGGCAGAGCAGCGCCUGAAGGUGAUUGUGACUGAGAAAUUUGACAUUGCCACAAAACAGGAAGACCUGCCCCAAGUGGAGCGCUUUUUCAAGAUAUUUCCUCUGCUGGGCUUGCAUGAAGAAGGACUAAGUAAAUUCUCCGAGUACCUGUGCAAACAGGUAAGUGUAGCUUGAGAGCUGCUGCUCAUUUGCAACUGAGAUGCAUUCUGAGCUUCUUGGGGUUGAGCCAUUGCUCCUGUUCUAGUGGGUCAGUCAUAUAGAAACUGGGACUUUUUAGUUUAGAAAAAAGAUGGGUAAGGAUGGAACACAGUAGAUGUGUGCACAGUUACAAGCAGCCUCAUAUCCAUCACGUAACACAUAAUUCAACUAUGGAACUAUCUGCAACAGGUUAAAGUGAUGGCCACCAGCUUGGACUGCUGUAAAGAUUUGAUUGAUUGAUUGAUUGAUUGAUUGAUUGAUUAACAAAAUAUUAAUUUUUAAAAAAGGCUCCUCGCAAGGAUUGUCCUUGCAUGAGUUUUGACUGAGGCUGUGGGAUAACAUAGGCUAAAAGUCUCCAUUCUUUUCAGGUUGCAAAUAAAGCGGAGGAGAACCUGCAGUUGGUGAUGAAGACAGACAUGAGUGACCGUAGAGCUGCAGCUAUCUUUGCAGACACUCUGACCCUACUUUUUGAAGGUAACCCCCUGCCACCAUUGAGAAUACCUCAUUGAGAAUAUCUGCCUUAUGCUAAGUCAAACUAUUGGUCCAUCUAAUUCAGUACUGCCUAUACUGACCGCCAAGGACUUUUCAUGAUUUCAGUUGGGGCGUGUUCCCAGAGCUACUAGGAGAUGCCAUUAAGGACUGACUCUGGAUGCAUCUGCAUGCCCAGCAGAUGCUCUACCACUGAGCUGUGGCCCUUCCCCAUAUUACUAGAAACAGGAUGCUGUUUUGACAGCAUUGCACAAGCAGUGAAGUGUUGAAGGAAAGUCUUGGGCUUCUGUUUGGAAUGAUCCUUUUGUCCUCACAGGAUGGGGUGGCAGCUUUUUCUGGAGCACUGUACAACAGUCUCAUAUCACCUGUUUUUUCUUCUUCUAGGGAUUGCCCGUAUUGUGGAGACCCACCAGCCCAUUGUGGAGACCUACUAUGGACCAGGCAGGCUUUAUACACUGAUUAAGCACCUACAGACAGAAUGUGAUCGACAGGUGGAAAAGGUUGUGGACAAGUUUAUCCAGCAGAGAUCCUAUCACAGACAGGUGAGAGACUUGCCAGUGUGGCCUGAGGAAGACAUGGAGGAACCCACUUUGAGCCAGUUCCAUGAGGCUUCUCUUGAGUUUGCUGGUGCAAGAGAGCCCUUUAUGUGGCUUGUAACAAUGGGGACAGCACAUGCAGACCUCACAUUGUGGGCUGCUGCUGGGGUCACCUGUGUUUUCUUACUGGUGGUGGCAUGCCAGUGCAGAAGGCUAGUCUCUUGGCUGGUUAGGGAACACAAAUGCUCUAAUUACUAGUGGCCCCAGUGACUCUCACCCACACACCCCGUCCUGCCUGCUGUAUACCUUCAAUCCCUGUUGGUUCAAUUUUUACAACAUCCCAGUGGUGGCUGUCACUGUUUCGGUCCCAUCUGCAAAAUGGGGCAGAAUCGGGGCAGAGUGUGGCCAUCCAGUGCACCCAGACCGAUGUGCCUAAAGGGUCUUGAGGUUCCACACAGAAAAGUGCCCCCAAAUGUCUGCAGCUCUCUGCAGACACAGCCCACACCCUCCCCUUCCCUCUCACUCAAGGCAUGUCAGAAGGUGAGUGACUUUUCCUGUGGUCCCUAAGUUAUUAACUCUGCAAUGUGCCAUGUAAACCAAUGGGUAACAAUGCUACCCGUUGCCUUCCAACUCUCCUGUGUGUCAGUUUAGCUGGCUUGUCCAAGGCCACCCAAUGAGCUUCAGGGCCUAGCAAAUUAAAUGAGCUUGCUCGCUGUUUCUGUUUCUCUCUCUCUCUCUCUCUCUCUCUCUCUCUCUCUGUACUGAGUCAUGCUCUAAGGCUUGGUGGUGAUUUCUCUGUAGACUCCUGUUUUCCAACAUAGCAAAUACUUCUGGGGUUUGCUUAUUAGUGUGUUUUUUCUUUUCUUUUUAAUGCUUCUUUCAAAAGCUUCUGCAGCAUCCUUCUGUUUCUGAUCUCUCUGUAACCCCUAUGUAAAUUCCCCUUGGGUGUGGAAUGAAGAGGUCAUCCUUAGCUCUCCUUCCCUCUACCUGUUGCCUUAUUACUGCUCCAGCGGGAGGAGACUGGUAAUUUAGGAGUCAAGCAGAAAAGAGGUUUCUAACAGCUCUCUACUUCUUACGCUUGCAGUUUCAGCAUGUUCAGAACAGCAUGAUGAGGAGUUCAGUUGCGGAAAAGAUUGAGCCAAGGUAAACUGGCCAAAAUCUCCCCCUCUUUCCUUCCUGCUUUUCAGCCACAACUCUUUUCAUUGUGGGAAAUUGUGGUUUGACCUGGCACUUAAAUGUCCAAGGGUAUCCUGGAAAGGACCAGGCCCAGUCUUACGAAACUAGUGUGUUCUCCCUCUGUGAUGCCAUCCAGUGUGCUCUCCUUUGUCACCACCCAAUGGGCCAGGCAUCUGUCCACUAGGAGGCAGGGGCUCUUUCAUAGAUUAGGGGGGGUCACCUGCUUUCUCCCCUGGCCUGUCUCACAAUGGAAGACUGCACGAGAUGGAAUUGUGUUGUACAGUAUUUGUGUGUUUGAUGGAACCAUUUGCAUCAGAGAGUGAUCAUAUAAGCUGCAAAUUGGAAUGGAAAAGGGGGAAGAGUGGAUUAGAAUAGGUAAGAAUGUAAAGUGGUGAGGAUGAGCAGGCCAGGGACUUAUGAGGUGACUUACACCCUGGAGCAAAUGAUUAUGACAACUACCACUUGGUUGCUAAUGCUUUCUCAGGAAGGUACUCAAGAGGGUUGUGGCAGUUGCUGGCUCUGUUGAAGACUGGCCAUUAACUGGACCCAGUUCCAAUCUAGGUUCAGGCCUGGCUGGUAUUACAUUUCUCUGCUUGAGUUGUUCAAUUAGCUGGGUGAAUUUAUAGGAUUGAAGGCAAUUUGCAGCAGCCAGAGGUUUGCAUCUCUCUCUGGAAAGGAAGAGUGUGUGUGUGUGUGUGUGUGUGUGUGUGUGUGCAUGCACCAGUUUAAAACCCACUCUCCAGAGCUACUGUGGCAAGUUUUACCUACCUUAUGAGUUUGUCUCUGGUCAUUGCUAAGCUCAAGUUUUAGCCACCCAGCUGAUGACUACACUGAGGUGUCUAGGGAUUCUCGUUCCUGCCAAACCCAAAUGCACAGUUAAUAACAAAUUUCCUUGCAGGAACAGCAAGGCCUCCCCUUAAGCUUGUUCCUCUGCUAUGAGGAACAGGUUUUCACAGCACUGGUAAACAAAAACCACAAAUCAUUGGCAUGACAGGAAAUGGCAAAGCCGGCCUUAUGGUCCCAGAAUGGCUCAUGGCACUACAUUUCUACAUCUGCAAACAUUUGUUUGUUGACUGGAAGCAUUGUUUCACAUGUGGCAAUUUCAGGAUUCCAACAUGAGCUUGCUGGCUGUCCAGAGCUGUCUUAGGACUUUGUUCUACCACCUCAUCUUGUUGUGAAAUGCCUGCUUUCUCAGUGGUUCUGCUAUUGACUGUCACUUUUCUUCUCACAGGGAACUUGACCCCAUUUUAACAGAGGUUACCUUGAUGAAUGCACGGAGUGAGCUGUAUCUGAGAUUCAUUAGAAGGCGCAUCAUCUCCGACUUUGAGGUGGGAGAUUCCAUGGCUUCAGAGGAUGUGAAGCAAGGUGAAAACUUAAGUGCUCCUUGCACAAAACCAAAUCUGAGAUGCUCUUUAACUUGUGGCUGGUUUGGCUUACCAGAUGAACUUGUGUAAUGGGCAAGAUUUCACAACAGAAAUAAUAAGUUAACAAAUUAUGCUGCAUUACUAACUCCACUUACUGGGAGUAAGCCCCAUUGAAUUCAGUUGGACUUGCUUCUGAGUAGGUAUGGUUAGGAUUGCACUAUUAGGAUUCCUUGGCCAUGCUUUGUGGGCUCUGGAUCAGGCAGGAUUUCCAAAGAUUCAUGUGCCAAUGUGGGUAGGGUUGGGAUGGAAGUGGGCAGAGUAACAAUGACUCUCACCUUUGUACAUCUGGCUGAAUUCCAGCCAUGCAACAAACAGUGCAAGAUGUCUCCAGGCACACACUCAGACAUAUCUGUCCCAAGCCUCCAUCCAGGCAGGCAAGAGGCAUUAACAUUUUAGGAAGGUACAGAGCAGGACUAAGGAAUUGCUCACCCCACCCCCUCACCUCUGCAACUUCAGUCCUGCCAAGAAGGUUGUGUUCCCUUGGGCUGUGGUUACCAAGGAGGGUGUGGAAAUGGCUUACAAGCUGCUUGGUGUUGAUAUUGGGAAAGAGUCAGAGCUUGCAGUCCAUAGCUCCUACUCCUGCCUCAGGAUCUAAGGAAGCCUUCCAAAAACCUGCAGCCUAAUUCAUUCUGAGUGCAUUUUUCCCCCUGCCCCAAGUCUUGUGUGAGCAUCAUUCCACUGUUCUUGUUUUCCUCCUAAAUAGGCUGUUGAUUGCAAUACAAAGUGGGUGACUUACCAGGGAUGGGGAAUGUUGUGUGCAGGAAAUUGCAGUUGCUCAGAAGGAGCUGGACUGGUGUCCUGUUACUGCAGCCCAUGGCCUGCUUCUCUGCUUGUACUCCACAGAGCAUCAGAAGUGCCUGGACAAGCUGCUGAACAACUGCUUACUGAGCUGCGCCAUGCAGGAGCUGAUUGGCUAUUAUAUUACCAUGGAGGAGUAUUUCAUGAGGGAGACUGUCAACAAGGUAGGGGAAGCUGCCCUCCUUUUCAGGAUGGGGGGAUAUUGAGUUGAAUCUUAGGGUACUGAGUGCAUCAUAGUGGAUUGAGGCCCUUCUGAUUGACUGAGCUCUGAAAAUUCCUGUGGGGUGUAAUGUUGGGGAUUUCUGAAUUGCCUAUAGUGUGAGCACCAGAAAGGACUGUUACGGUUUUGAGACCCCUUUGAAAUUCUCUUCAUAAAUUAAAAAAUAUCCUCUAUUCUUCAGGCACAGCAAAUUCUGGAAGGCCCAUGUCUGGAGGGCGCACCUGCCUGCCAGAACAGUUCAUGAUCAGCUGGCUUUGCAGGUUGUGAAGAGUCUUGUUGGCCCUCCUUAUUUACUUGUCUUACUCUAAGUGACUUACUAAAGGUUGAACGACAUAACAUAUAAGGCAAUACAUUUCAGUAAAACCUUUCCACUAACCUAUAAUCAAGUCCAGCAGAAAAACCAAAAACAUCAGCAAGAAGAGCAUGCAAUCAAAUAGGUGUCAUACUAGGUCAUAUCCCUGGUAGAAGAGACAAGUUUUAACCUGGCACCUGAAGGAUGUUGUUGACCGUGCCAGACAGACCUCACUGGGGACAGCCUUCCACAGACUGGGAACCAGAGCUGAAAAGCCAUGCUCUCCCUUGUUCCUUCUCUCUGAAUCUCCCUCAAAGAGUGCACCCAGAGAAUGGCUCAGAUGAAGAUCAAUGACUCCAGCGAGGUCCUGAAUCAUAUAGGUGAAAACGGGCACUUUGAAUUAGGCCGGGAGACAUGCAGGUAGCCAGUGCAGCUGCACCAAUGUAGGUGUUCUGUGGAAGUCAUUGAUAUGUGUUGAUUUCUUUGUCAGGCUGUUGCUAUGGACACAUGUGAGAAGGGUCAGCUGACCUCCAGUAUGGUGGAUGAUGUCUUCUAUAUUGUGAAGAAGUGCAUUGGGCGGGCUCUUUCCAGCUCCAGCAUUGACUGUCUCUGUGCUAUGAUCAAUCACUCCAUCACGGAGCUGGAGUCAGAUUUCAGGUGUGUGGUGUGAAGCUUUUUGGCCCUCCUAGACUGCGGUGGUCCAGGCAGUUCACCUAAUAUAGCACUUACGGUUACAGAUUUUCAGCACAUAGGUUUUUGGCCUCCUUGGUCUCCACCAGAUGGCGCCAUGAGGUGCAGGUUCCUACCUGCCUUGUAGGUAUCUGCUCCAAGAUUCCUAAGCUUUUGUCUCCCCCUUUGAAAGGGUAGUCAACUUCCAGCCUCUUUUUUGUGAAAGGCUUCAAGAGGAUCAGCAGAGAGGAGCAGGCUAGCUUCUUCUUUGAGCAGAGAGUGAAAUUCUGAAUUUGACACAGGGGUCACAUCAUGUCUAGUUCCACAAUGGCAAAUGUUACAUGCAAAAUUCCUUGGCUUCUUCAUACUGCAGCCUUCCAGAUUCCUGGCCAUUAUUGCGCACAAGAAGGGCUGUGACUUUAGGGGCACUUCAUUGGCAUGCAGUGAAUAUUCCUGGGCAAGAGAGCAGAAUAUUUAUUAUCUAAGCCCUCUUGAGAACUGUGUAUGUCACUUCCAUGUGCUGAUGAGCAGCUUAAAUAGAAGCUGGUUCUAAAUAAAGGUGGUGAGUAGGAGGGUGGCAGGCAACGAUUGGAAGAAUUGGGAGGAAGGAAAUCCUUGGAGUUCACUGCCUUUGUCGCCUUUGCCCAGCGUGGUAUGACAGUGACUUGGAAGCGGUCAGAUCUCACAGGACAUCUUGGCAACUGCCAUCUCCUCUCUUGCCCUUUCCAGGGAGGUCUUGUGCAACAAACUCAAGAUGGGUUUCCCAGCCACCACAUUCCAGGACUUCCAGAGAGGUGUGACCAGCGCAGUGAGCAUCAUGCACAGCAGCCUUCAGCAGGGCAAGUUUGACACCAAAGGCAUUGAAAGUACAGAUGAGGCCAAGCAGUCCUUUCUGGUGGGUGUGCAGCUUUAAACACCUGAAAUACAGGUGGGAGACAUAGGGAAGGAAUAGGAGCAAGCAUUGUGAUCUUUUCUAUGAACUGCCCUGAGACCUCUGUGUAUAGGGCGGUAUAUAAAUUCUAUUAUUAUUAAUAAUAAUAAUAAUAAUAAUUAAGCAUUAGCCAGGAUCUGGAAGAUUAAGCUAUGGUGUCAGAGCAGUGCAACUGGGUGAGAAAGGAUGGAUGUCACCAAGUAGAAGUCAGUGUGAUGGGCUCCAAGAAUGAAUGUCAAGUAUAAUAAGGUUUUGUAUUUGCAAUGAAGAGAGUUGUACUUACAUCCAGGUGAAUAGGAUGGAGAGGGAGUGGUGAGGUCGGUCACAGUGUUCUGUAUUCUCUGUCCAGAGGGAGGGAGAGAGGCAGCCAACCAAACAAACAGGUGGGUUGUCUUAACCCACUAGCCAAGCAAGCAGUGGCAAGUCUCAAGAGAGCAUCUGGCUAUGUCCUUCUUCGUGCCCAAUCCUAAUUGUGCCCACAGCAAGGAUCUUCCCAGGAGUAGCAAAUUUCACAAGAUUCUGAUCCCCCUUUCCUCUCUGACUCCUCCCAUUCUUUAGGUGACAUUAAACAAUGUGGAGAUCUGCAGUGAAAACAUCAUGACACUAAAGAAGACCCUGGAGGUACUGUCAGCAGACCUUCCACCACUGAUUACCAAGAAAGGUCUUUAGGGCAUCUUUCUCUUAUCUGUUGUUAGCGUUGUUAGUCUGCACUCUUUGCUCUUGGGAGGCUGCCUGUUGGCCUGACUCAAAUCUGCAGUUGGGAGCUUUUAUCUAGAUUGAUUCAUUUUCUUAAACUUUUUAACUGGCUCAUCCCAGCUGUUUAGGGUGGUAAACACACUUAAAUCAGACUAAUAAAACUUCUCAAUAAGAUGUCUGUUAAAAUAAGCUACUGGGUUUAAACUGCCCACUGCCUGCUUAGCCCUAGCUGUGAUGGUUUGCAUGGUGUGAAGAGGUAGAGGCUGUCAGUGAAGUCCUCUCCCACCUCAGCUCUUGCCUUUUUCCUUCGCCCUUUAAAAUGUUACCCUUUGCAUACUGUGUUGAGCCCACAAAACAGGGGGUUGUGGCAGCGUGUCUUCCCACCUAUUUCUAAGGCCAGCCCCCUCCCCCAAUUGUUUUCUUCCUGAGGGUUAGUGAGCAGAGGAUUCUUCUGUGUUUAUUUACACUAAUGUAUGAGCCCACUGUUUCCUGCUUGCCAGUCUAGCUUCAAAGGCCAUUUCUUUAACUUCUCUAACUAUGUUCUCUCUCACAAUCACCAGUCAUAUUUCUCCUUUGCUCCUGGUAACAAACAAGGCUCUUCCUGUGCCUCAGGUUCUUUUGUGCUUUCACACAGAGUGACUGUGCCAAGCUGCUUAGCCAGGGGUUUGGGGGUGAACAAGCACAACCCAAGAUUGACAGCUGUCUUUCAGACAUGGCUGCCAUGUCCAACAAGUUUCGAGAUCUGUUGCAGGUAAGCUUUCCAAUGUUUGAACAUGGCCUCUUAGCUCCGUUCAGCAGACAAAUCCCAAGGACUGUCUUACAAAAUUGCCUAGUGAUGGUUUGCUCAGCAGGCUGCCUCUGAUUUCCAGAAAUCAACAAGCCUGGGCCCUGCAUGAGGCAUUCAGCCUCUGAGGCAUGAGAACCUUCACUGUAAAGGGAGAGACAUCUUUUUGGCUGAUGCUUAAAGUGGAAUCCAGAACAGGGGCUAUGAUGUUGCAGAGUGGGAAGCCUUUUGAGGGACUGCCUGAGGCAGCACCUACCUAGAGCAAUAUAAGACCAGGCCAGUACCUGACAGGUUGCUGUGACACCCCUUCCCAUCCUUAAGCACCUGUGUCUUGUCUCUGGGGCUUCCCAGGACUUUGCCACUUCAAAUUGCAGGUGGCCAUGCUGUGGCUCCAUGGUUGGGAGGCAACCCCUUCAUCCACUGCAGGAGUCACUCAGACUCAGGCAUAUAUACCUGUGGCCAUAAGCCUGCUACCCAGUGUUAUCACACUCCUUGGUUGCUGCAACUGCAAGCAAUCUCCCUCUGUCUUUUGGAGGCAGAGGAGUCCCGUGUUCCAUUUGCACCUUUGUCAGGAGCUGCUCUCCUGAGCAAAGUUGGUACACAUAGGCCAGCAAUGACUAAGAACAGCUCUCUGGUACCUGGUUUUUUAAAUAUGUUAGUAGAUUGACAGAGGUUUUCUCUUUUUCUCCACCUGCUUCCCCACAGGAAGGGUUGAAUGAGCUCACUAACUCAGCUAUCAAGCCACAGGUGAAACCUUGGAUCAACCUCUUCCUGUCAGUCUCCCAUAACAUUGAAGAGGUGAGUCCUACUGCCUGCUCAUUUGAACUGCUCAGAUGGUACAGAGAAGGGGCUGUUGGAACGAACUCCUCCUACUUUCCACCAGAGAAAUACAACCAAAACUGUAAGCUAGAGAAUGGCUGGGCUAAAACCGACUGGUACAGCUCUCUUUUAUGCUGCUGUUAGUUUUAAGUACUCUUGUGGGUUUUAAAGAAAAUAACCUUCAAUGUUAUUUUUACUAUAUCUUGCACCAUCUCAAGCACUUGGAGAGCGGCAGGAUACGUAUUUUAAAAAUCCAUCCUCAGGGGGUGUUUCCUCAAGCCUUCAGGCCUGCGGAAGCAACACCCUCUUAAAAGGAAGUGAAGAAUUGCAUGUGACACUGCAGGGAAACCUGCCAGGUGCUGAUUAAGAUGCUUUGGUUAAAAAUGCCAGGGCAGUUGAAGGGGAUCCUGUGAGCCCUUCUAGCUACAAAGAGGUUGGAAGGAUAAAUGCCCACCUGAGAUUCGGGGGUUUGAAGAUCUUACUGCCCUUUUCACAUUUGAAUAUAUAUCUUACAAUAUUGCUUGAACACCUAUUUGGGCAUAUGGAUAGCUUGCAUUAAUGUAUAUGUUUAAAUUAAAUUCGAUAGGUUAUUCUUAUCCUUUUUGAUGGAUUAUUCUUGUUAACUGAAACUAAUAUGGGUUUCCCUCCUUUUUUUUCUUUGGUAAAUUGGGCGGGGGGGGGGAAAGCUUUUAAAAAAUUCAUGGGCUUGUGCUGGAAUGAUGGGAGGCCCAAUCUGUAUCCUUUUCCCAUUGUAGGAAGAGUUCAAUGACUAUGAGGCCAACGACCCCUGGGUCCAGCAAUUCAUCCUCAAUCUGGAGCAGCAGAUGGCAGAGUUCAAGGUGUGUUUGGGGCCGUGAGCAGGUGUUAUGUACUCUUUUGUAACCCAGCUUGCCUGUGGCCCUGACGAUACAUCACAAGCAAGUGGAUGUACCACCACAGAGGGGGCCAUUAGUGCCCUCAACUCUUCCCUCUCACUUGUUUUCCAGUAACAUUGCCCUGUGAGAUGCAGCCCUUGUUUUCUGUCUGUAGGCAGGAUUGUCACCGGUGAUCUACGACAGCCUGACCAGCCUGAUGACCACCCUCAUUGCUGUUGAACUGGAGAAGGUUGUUCUCAAGUCUACUUUCAGUAGGGUAAGGAGAGACCUUAAGCAGGAAGGGCCAAAGAGCAAGCAGGCCGACUGCUCCCUUCUUGCCACUCCUCAGGAUUCUUGUCCCGUUGCUCUUCUCUCGUUGGAGCUGGGUUUCUCACAGUGAAAGGCAGCAGCUUCAGUCUGAGAAGCUGAAUCUUGUAAGCAAAGCAAAUGCUGACAAGAGACAUGGCAAUGUGAAUCUAAACUAUUGCAGAUUCCUGGAGAGAAGAUUGCAUCUGCUUUGCUUCUCUUCUGGUCCUGCUGCUGUGGACUAAGCCAUGGUUUGAGGUAUAUUCUAUGGCUUCACCUUCAAAAUAGCCCACAGCAGCAGAAUCAAAAGAAGAGCAAAGCAGCUGCCCCCUUCUUUCUGGGACCCUGCCCAUUUAUGCUGCACCAAGCCAUGCCUCAUCUGGGCUUUAUCAGUGUUGUUUAUUUUCACUUUGGUUUGGCUUUAUUACCUGAGACCGAAUGUUCUCCAUCACCCUGUAGCACACCUUUCAGUGUGGCAGCCCCUAACCUCUUGCUCUCCUUUGGCUUCUUCAGCUGGGUGGGCUGCAGUUUGACAAAGAGCUGCGCUCCCUAAUUGCCUACCUCACCACAGUGACCACCUGGACCAUCCGUGACAAGUUUGCCCGGCUCUCCCAGAUGGCAACCAUCCUCAACUUGGAAAGGGUGAGCAGGCUUUUGCUCUCUUUGGGAACUGGGAGUGGGGAGGGAGCAGGAAGCAAUGACAAGAUAUAUAUGUUCCAGGGUGGGCUCUGACCCAUUUGUUCCACUCACCACAACCCACCAGCUCUCCUUGGAUUUGCUAUGCUCUGAGUCAGGAACAGAGUAAUUGUUAUUAAUGUUCCCAGCUGGCAACAAGACAGUGCAGUAGAGAGCAAGUCACAGGCCUUGCUUUCUCACUCUAGCAGCAUCCCAUCCACUCAGGACUGUGGAGAGCACAGGCAUAUGAAAGCUACUGCUACUUCUUCCACCUGGCUUUAUAGAAAGGGUCCAAGAUGCCUGGCCAGGCUCCCAGCGUUCAAAACAGGCUGCUUUGAACAAGUGCAGAAUGUCUCUCCCCUCCCCCACUGGGUAAAGGGCAAUCAGCAGCAGGAGAGCAAGGCAGGCAGAGCAGAUGCACAGACAGGAGCAGAGGGCUGGAUGGCUGACUUGACUUGACUUGCUUAGUCUCACCUUUAGAAGUUCAGAAAACUGAUGACUAGAGCAAAUAUAGCAUAGACUAAAAAUAGUAUGCCUCAGUCUCUUCUGUUCAGGUGCUGGUGUUGAGCCUUGCAGCUGGAAUUCUCCGACGUCAUACGCUGGCUAGAGAGGAGAGCACUUGUGGGCCCAUGUUGGGUACAUGCUUCUCUUCCUCCACAUAGAGCUUAGCAUCCAACCCAGCAACAUAUCAGUCCCACUGCUGAGGACAGGCACAGCUAUUGUGUUCCAAGCUGCCCAACUGCUUUUUGGAUGGACUGUCACUCUGUUCUUCUGCCUGGUGAAUCACUUUGCUUUCCCUCUUCCGUUCAGGUAGCAGAGAUUUUGGAUUACUGGGGGCCAAACUCAGGCCCACUGACAUGGCGCUUAACCCCCGCUGAGGUCCGUCAAGUGCUGGCCCUCCGGAUGGAUUUUCGCAGUGAAGACAUCAAGCGGCUUCGCCUCUAGCUGUCUUUGCAACAACCUACUCCUGCUAGUGGAGAUCACUGGUGCCCUCUCCUAAGAAGGCCUUGCUAUGUUCUUAAGACUGGAGGGAAAUGCAAGUCCCUUUCCCAGUGGGAUCUCUGAAGCUGAAAGAACAACCACCUCAGUAUACGUUGGGUAAACUUCAAAACCUUAGUUCCUUCUUCAGAGAUUUCCCUCUUGUUUUUCUGCAGGUUGGUACAGCUCGCCUGUUUCUACAUCUUUAUCAUAAUGCACUAACAUUUCUACACAAAUUCAAGUUAAAUAGCAACUGAAAUUGCCAAGCAAUUAUUGUAAAUUUUAGUUAGCAAGUGGGGCUAAGACCACAGAUCAGCUAAGUCAUAGGAACAAAAUGGUGCUUUGGGGAAUGUAGACAUUGUCUUCUAUGCCAGUAGAUUCUGCAUUCUGUCCUUGGUGUCUCCAGUGAAAAGGCUCUUUAGAAGCAGAGACAGUUAAGAUGCCUGACUAUGACCCUGGAUAGCUGCCUCCAGUCAGAGUCAACAGUGCUGAGCUCCACCAAUCAAUGGUCUGAAUUCAUUUAAGAUCCCUUAAUGUGUUCAUCAUAUGCUGUGCGGAGGGUGGGUUGAUUUAAAUAAAGGAGAUUUACAUCAGCAAGGAAAUAAAAAAGUUUUUCAUUGAUUACUUCACGUAAUUUCCUGAAGAAUGCUGCAGAUCUGACUGCCAGGCCCUACUAAUUCACAACUAAGUAUUGUUUUUCACUUGGGUGAGGCAGCUGCUGUUUUCACCCCAUCUGCAGUGAAGGAGUGCAUGAAUCUUCCAAAGAAAUACUAAACCAAAUUCAGCCACUGAGUCAUUCGUCCAUAGAUCCUGCACAGCUGUAGGAUGUGGGCAGGAAACCCUGCAGUGCCUAUGGUUCCCAAUCCUCCUCCAGAAGCUGUAUUUGGAACCCAGCUGUGUCCACCUCCACAGUGUGGAUGCUGAAAUUCCCCAGGCCCUGAAAGGAAGGCAUGCAGGGGGAGUGAAAUCUUCACUACAAAAUACUUAAGUCAGAAUAUUUUGUUCUGCAGCCUGGUGGAACUUCAACACUACAGGGGGGUCAACUCCAACUCCUGACCUGACAUCAGGACUAUAUGCCCUGGAAGGUCACAGGCCAAUGCAGAGGCCACUCUUCUCUUUGGCCAGGAGGCUACAUUCUAGCUCUGAAAAAUUAGGUUUCUACUCACAGCCACAUGUCUCCAUCUGACCAAGCAAAGAGGCAUCAUCACAACUGAACAGCCCAGCCAAAGCACUCAAAGAUUAUGCCAAGCAGUGUUGGUGAGAAGUGCAGCCUUGGCAAGGGGUGUGGCCUAACCCUGGCUAGAAUCUCAAGGGCCUGUUAGAGAGGCCUGGAGGGCCAAACUCAGCUACCAAGUGUGAAGCUCCCCCUCCCUGCAACUACAUGGUACCCACCCACCACUGAAUUUCCCCUCUCCGAAUUUCCUUGGGAGAGGGUGUGCUCCUGGACCCCAAACCUGCAAAAUGUGCCCUGCUGAAAUUUCUGCAGGGAGACACCAAUUGAUAGGCACUUGGGAGCUGGCUCCACUCACCUCUGUUUCCAUCAAGAUCCUUUGCAAGGCUUCUUGGUUCCUGGGCUCUUUAGUUAAGACAUAGAGAAAGCCACCUCCUCCAGCGCCAGCCAUGCUCUGCCCAUAAACAUGAGGCUGGAGCACCUCCAUCAUGCGCCGGACAGCCAAAGGCUCACACCCAGGGGCCAUAUUCUUCUUCUGCAGCCAGUAAUGAUUCAUACACUUGCCCAAGAGAGCCAGGUUGCCUGGGGUGAGAAGGAGGAGUUACAGGACACUCUGGCAUUGAACGAUUAGCCCAUUUUAGAGCAAAGUUGCUAGGUCUCCUUUCCCUGUCAGAUACAGCCAGACAGUGCUCCUGGCUCCAAUCACAUGGUGUGCAUGUCAGCCUUCUUUCUUCUGGGGAAAUCUGACACCUGGGCUGCCUACCACAGAAGUGGGAAGAUAGUAGCUCUGGCUGCUCUUCCCUGCUGCUUCUCUGCUGCUUUCAAUCUAGCAAGAAGAGUGCUACAAGAUCCAGCUAGAUAGAAUUGCUUUCCCCAAACCAGUGAGUGCUGGCUGGGGCUGAUGGGGCUUGCCCUCCAGAUGUUUUGGGCUACAGCAAUUUGGGGAAGGCUAAAGUCCAUGAUGGGGAUGCGGGUAGCGCUGUGGUUUAAACCACGGAGCCUAGGACUUGCCGAUCGGAAGAUCGGCGGUUCGAAUCCCCGCGACGGGGUGAGCUCCCAUUGUUCGGUCCCAGCUCCUGUCAACCUAGCAGUUCAAAAGCACUGCAAAGUGCAAGUAGAUAAAUAGGGACUGCUCCCCGGCGGGAAGGUAAACGGCGUUUCCGUGUGCUGCUCUGGCUCGCCAGAAGCGGCUUAGUCACACUAGCCACGUGACCCGGAAGCUGUAUGCCGGCUCCUUUGGCCAAUAAAGCGAGAUGAGUGCGCAACCCCAGAGUCAGUCACGACUGGACCUGAUGGUCAGGGGUACCUUUACCUUUACCUUUAAAGUCCAUGAUGACAUCUUAAAAGAUGCCCCCUCCUACUCCCAUUGGUUGUUGCCUGGGGUAGUUGCUCUGAAGCACACAUACGCACACAACUAUCCUAGUAGCUCCUGCAAAAUGAGAGCCUGUUCAACAUAGGAGAUGGUUUCUGCGCAAGGUGUUUUGAGCAGAGGCACUGUAGCCUCUGCCCUGGGUAAUGAGCUGUACAGAUGCCCAAGGAACAAACUGCAGUACCUUGCCGAAGGGCCUGGGCACACUCCUCUGCAUUGUUCACCAGUGCGCUGGCAUUCUGCACAAUGGUGGGUAGCCGGGCAUACCAGUUCCUUAGAACAUCCUGAAAGAAAAGGAAGCAAUUAAAAAUUGCCUCCGUUUCUGAUGCUCAAGAGUGCUUAGAGAAAGAAAGGCUUAGCAAAUGCCUCCUCUACAACCACCCUCCUGCACCUUGGGGAAAGUGCCAGUGUAAAAAUACUCUUUUUAACAUUGUGUUUUAAUUGAGAGCCAUCCUGGUGUCAUUGGUUAGAACGCUGGACUAGAACCUGGGAGACCAGGGUUCAAAUCCCCACAUGACCAUGAAACUCACUGAGUGACCUUGGAGGCCAGUCAGUGCCUCAGUCUAACCUACUUCACAGGGUUGUUAAUGGAGAUUAAAUUGAGGAGGGAGAGAACCCUGUAGGCCACCUCAAGCUCCUUGGAGGAAAAGGUGGGAUAUAAUUGAAAUAAAUAAUAAAAUAAAUUGCAUUUUACAUGACCCUAGGACCUUAGGGUGAAGGGGGGUUAAUAAAACAAUAAGAAAACUAUUAAUAAGAAUACAUGCAACCCUACCAGGUGAGUCAUCCUACCUGUGUAGACCAAAACUCAAGGGUGAAAUGCAUCAUGCCAACAGCACAGGGAGAAAGGUACACCUGUUGUAGGACAGGUACAACUCUCUGCUCUAAGGUACGUCAGAGCUGUGGACCUCAGGCCACAACUGGCACCUCCAAGCACCUUCCGUACCUGGAGCAGGUUGCGGGCCAGGCGGGUCUUGCCCGUGUACAGCAGGAGCAGGUGCUCAUUCAGGGUGUGUAUGAAGCCCUCCGGGACGGUGAUUUGCUCCACUUCUACCUUCAGUGGCAGCUGAGGCUUUGAACGCCCAAUCUUGAGGCCUGGCACCAGCCCACCCACUUGGUCCUGCCACCCUCCACCUGCAAGGAACAAGAACAAGUGUUGAGGAAGAGAUCCUGCUUGUUUACCAGUUGCCAGGUGAAUCCCUUGUGGGAGGCAGGAGGGGUCUCUGAUCCAAUGGAGAGAAGACUUAUCUAUAGUUGGGAACCCUCUUCCUUUCUGAAGCAGUAAAAUUGCUGAUGUGGGAAAGGACAAAAGGACCCUGCUUUGGUUUAAUCCGGUUUCAAUUAUUACACCAUGUUUUUAUAGUUUAAAAAUGUAUAAUCAGACAUGAUAAAGCAUGGGAUAGAAUUCACAUUAU
Molecule: messenger RNA, 23116 nt
Organism: Podarcis lilfordi (Lilford's wall lizard)
Lineage: Eukaryota; Metazoa; Chordata; Lepidosauria; Squamata; Lacertidae
Source: the annotation of a GenBank genome assembly